CGGAAGCGCGCUGGUGCGCAUGCAUGAGAGCAGGAGCGCGCAGUGUCCCGGUCGGUUGGUCGGUCCCGCGGUGGAGUUGUAAAGGAUGGAGGUCCGACCUGAGCGCUUUAAAGCGGUAGCGGCCAAAACACUUGGAAGGAUAAACAGGGUUUUGGAGAAGCGUCAGGAGAAUGGAGAGACCAUCGAGUUGUCAGCAGAAGGCCGUCCGGAGCUGCAGGAGGAGAAGGAGCUGCCGGUGGUGGACUGCACAUGUUUCGGUCUGCCGCGGCGCUACAUCAUCGCCAUACUGUCAGGCCUGGGCUUCUGCAUCUCCUUCGGGAUCCGCUGUAAUCUGGGAGUGGCCGUCGUCAGCAUGGUCAACAACCACACCGUCUACAGAGAUGGAAAACCCUACAUUGUGAAAGCACAGUUCUCCUGGGAUCCAGAGACUGUAGGAAUGAUUCAUGGCUCGUUUUUUUGGGGAUAUAUCGUCACUCAGAUUCCAGGAGGGUUUAUCUGUCAGAAAUUUGCUGCCAACAGGGUUUUUGGCUUUGCGGUGGUGUCCACGUCUAUCCUGAAUAUGAUGAUUCCCACUGCGGCACGAAUGCACUUCGGCUGUGUGAUCCUAGUGAGGAUAUUACAGGGGCUCGUUGAGGGUGUUUCUUACCCAGCAUGUCAUGGGAUCUGGGCGAAAUGGGCUCCGCCUCUAGAGAGAAGCCGAUUGGCCACAACAGCAUUCUGUGGUUCGUAUGCGGGCGCAGUGAUAGCGAUGCCGUUGGCUGGUGUUCUGGUCCAAUACUCCGGCUGGUCCUCGGUCUUCUAUGUGUACGGUAGUUUUGGUGUGUGUUGGUAUCUGUUCUGGAUUCUGGUGUCGUAUGAGAGUCCAGCAGCUCAUCCCACCAUCACACCAGAGGAACGCAAAUACAUCGAGGACGCCAUCGGGGAAUCAGCUGGACUGGUCAACCCACUCACGAAAUUUAACACCCCCUGGCGUCAGUUCUUCACAUCGAUGCCCGUCUACGCCAUCAUCGUGGCCAACUUCUGCAGGAGCUGGACCUUCUACCUGCUGCUCAUCAGCCAGCCGGCGUACUUUGAGGAGGUCUUCAAGUUCGAGAUCAGCAAGGUUGGCAUUCUCUCUGCUCUCCCUCAUCUGGUGAUGACCAUUGUUGUGCCCAUCGGCGGUCAGUUGGCAGAUUAUCUGCGAACUCAUAACCUCAUGACCACCACCAACGUCAGGAAACUCAUGAACUGCGGAGGUUUUGGUUUGGAGGCCACGUUUCUGCUGGUUGUGGGUUUUUCUCACACGAAAGGAGUCGCCAUUUCAUUUCUGGUUCUUGCUGUUGGGUUUAGUGGUUUCGCCAUCUCAGGCUUCAAUGUGAAUCAUCUGGACAUUGCACCGCGCUACGCCAGUAUACUGAUGGGCAUCUCUAACGGCGUCGGGACGCUCUCCGGCAUGGUGUGUCCUUUGAUUGUUGGUGCCAUGACCAAAAACAAGACGCGCGAGGAAUGGCAGUAUGUGUUUCUCAUUGCUUCACUUGUUCAUUAUGGUGGAGUUAUCUUCUACGGUCUCUUUGCGUCAGGAGAGAAGCAGCCGUGGGCCGAGCCGGAGAACACGAGCGAGGAGAAAUGCGGGAUUUUAGGAGAAGACGAGCUGGCGGAUGAAACUGAGGAGCUGUACCGCUCAGCGGGCGGUGGCUAUGGUGCAACCAUGCAAUCAGGAGACCCCAACGGGGCGGGGACUGGAGGGGGCGGAGCCGGAGGUAGCUGGGUCUCAGACUGGGACAAAACGGAGGAAUACGUUCAACCAGUGGGAACAAACAGCUUCCUGUACGGAGGAGAAGAGGGCAGAGGGAUGAACGAAUGACUUCCACAGCUCACAGAGUACAAGCAGAACGGGACGGGUGGGUGAAACACAUCCCAAACACUAACUGACUGGAACGAGGACUUGCUUUUUAACCCAAACUAAAAGAAAAUACUAUAAGUAACAUCAAGGCUUUCCAGUGAUAUCACACAGAUUGAGUAGAGGUGUGUGUGAGAGUGUGUUUUGAGUGCAUGUGUGGACGUUUAACACGAUUUGAAGGUCAUUAACGGGGUCAUGAACUAGUUUAGCGUAUGUAAAGGUAAAUUAACACUAUAAUAAACUCUUUUCUGUUUUGACCCACAUCAGAACUCUCUCUUUGAAUGGCUGAUUGAAGUCACACUCACUGUUCUGAUUGGCUGGGACUUUUGCAUAUUAACAAGGCAAAACAGGCAGUGAUGUAAAAGUGGGCGUUGAUCUUGUGUGGAGGCGGAGCUUAUUUACCUAAUGACAUCAUAGUUUAGAACACACCAGAGCCUGUGGUUUUGUCCGACUGCCUUUAAUAAAAGCUGAUUUUAGAGGAACCACAGAGUUUAUAGUUCUGAAACUUGCAGUAUUGUUUUUAUAGUAUUAAGAGUCUUCAUUUGGCAAAAGAUCAAGGGUUUUUUGGUUUCUCAGUUCAUGACCCCUUUAAAUCAGUCCAAGUGUUUGACUUUCUGCUGAGUUUUAGUAUGUAAACUGAUCAUCGCGGGUUCGACAGUGUUACUCUUAUGAAAUAUUACUGCCUAAUUUGUGACAAUCCUGAAACUGUGUGUGAAAGGUGAAUCUCACACACGAAACAGACGUUCAAGUUAAAUUCUGCAGCACAACUAAGGCAUAAUUCCAAUGACAAAAGUACAAUUUAGGGAAUUGAUCUCAUGUGCCAAUACUGUGAGGUGUGUUUAGUAUUGGUCCCUUUCCAGUGAGAGUCUCAUGUAGACGGAUGCACAGUUAAUGGCUAGUGAUAGGAAUUAUUAUUCGGAUGAGCUUAUGGUAGCGUUGAUAAUAUACAGUCGUGGUCAAAAUUAUUGGCACCCCUGGUAAACAUGACAUGGAGAUACAUCUGUAUUAUUAAUACUUUCUGAACUCUGAAAAUUAAAAUUUGGGCACAAUCUCAUUACAAAAUAAAUGUUUUUCUCCAAUACAAGUUGGUCAAAAUUAUUGGCGCCCCAUUUGGCAAAUUUGCCCAGAUUUGUUAUGAUGCUUGAUGACUUUGAAGGAAAAUUGGUAAAAGAUAUAAGCAUUUUCCAUACAGAAUCUUGCAAGAUCAUUCAGGUUUUCUGGUCCAUAUUGCAGCUCUUUUCUCAUUUACUAAAUGGUUCAGGUCAGGUGACUAAAAUGGCCAUUGCAGAACCCUUCUUUGGAACCCAUUUGUUCAAUUCAGUUCAAUUCAUUUUUAUUUGUAUAGCACUUUUACAAUGUAAAUUGUGUCAAAGCAGCUUCACAUAGAACUUCUAGUAAACUGAAACAGUGUCAGUCCAGUUUUCAGAGUUGAAGUUUAGUUUAGUUCAGUUCAGUGUGGUUUAAUUUUCACUGCUGAAAGUCUAAACACUGAAGAGCAAAUCCAUCGAUGCUCAGCUACACAAGUCCCAAACUUUGUGUGGUCAUCUUGUGCAUUUUGUAUGCUCAUGUGACCAUGAAACCAUCACAUUUGAACUUCCUGUAGUGUCUGACAGCUAAAUAUGCUGCAGUUAGUUUUCUGAUGGAGUGAAGAGUUAUUGUUUCUAAUACUGCCCCACAUAAUUUGUGGUCACGUUGAUGCUGUUUGAUUUUAAUGAUUUAAUGAUUUAUUUUUUCUGAUCUUAAGAUCCUAAUCAUUUUAGCAAUUUUCCACCUGUAAUUCUCAGAGUACAUCAAGAUUCUCAGAGCACAUAAAGAUGAUACAGACACACA
Danio rerio (zebrafish) is the source of this 3709-nucleotide messenger RNA. The record is from RefSeq and is a predicted model, not a curated record. Lineage: Eukaryota; Metazoa; Chordata; Actinopteri; Cypriniformes; Danionidae.